AUGCGAAACCCGUUUGCGAGGGCGGUGCUGCUAGCAAUCGCCCUGUUCACCCUCGGCGCCUGUCUCCUCCGAUCUGACAUGGAUGUGCGGUCAGCCGUGAUGAGAACAGCCGCCUCGGCCAAGGAAGUGUUGAUAGUACAGAGACCGCUGGGCAACGAACAGUCUGCAGGCUGGGGAGGGAGACUUGACACACCGGUUGAGCAAGACGGGCGCCAUAAGGGGGCGCCUGCGCCGACAAGGGUAUCCAACUCGUCAUACACCAUGACUUGCGAGUACGAUAUGGAGCGGCUCCGGGGCUGGCAGCAAAAGUACAAGCUCGAAGAGCAGCUUGAAUACACGAAACGAUACGUGCAAGUGGCACGUCAAGACAUUCCCCGAAAGUCCGUCACGGAGCUCAGCCAGAACUUCAUUGCCGACGCGGUCAAGGUGGUCGAUGUGAAUAAGCAAUACCAGGGAGAGACAUGCCCCGACCCCUUGGUGGUGCCUGUCUCAAAGUCACCGUUCCCAGCAACCGCCAAUGCGUCCGACUUUAUGUUUGGCGUGUCGACCACUUACAAGCGAUUCACAGAUCCAAGGACCAGCCCCCUGAAUGAGUGGACCUACUGGCUCACGGACAGCAAAGGACACUCGAAUGGCGGCAAGCUAAUCCUCAUGCUUGUCGACGCCUCAGACGCUGAACUGGAGGAUGCCUUUGACAAGCUCUCCAAGGUCGGCAUUGAUGUGGAUGUAUAUCACUCGGAUCCGUCCUUGAUUAUGGCGGUACGCUACCUCUCACUCGUGCCUCAAAUGUACACCCAUCCGGAUCGGAGGAACAAGAAAUGGCUGGUGACCUGCGAUGACGACACGUUCUUCCCAUCGUUUCAUGCGCUGGCCGACAAACUCGAAGAAUACGAUCACAAAAGGCCCAUGUACAUCGGCACUUUCUCCGAAGACGUGAACAAUAUCCAACGCCAUGGGCCGCAAGCAUUUGGCGGUGCCGGCGUGUUUCUAAGCGUGCCCAUGGCACAAAUCAUCACCGAGAAGUAUGACUCCUGCAAAACGGAUGAGAAGAUUAAGGAAUCAAACACCGGCUGGGGUCCGCAGGGUGACAUCCUCCUCCGCAAGUGCAUCUACGAGAACUCGGACGUCAAGCUCACCCUGCUCCCUGAUCUCUGGCAACUCGAUCUUCUCGGCGACCCGUCGGGUUUCUACGAAUCGGGCAUCAAGCCGUUGUCCCUGCAUCACUACCGCGGGGGGCACUGGCAUGUCGCCCAUCCUUGGCACUACACAAAGGUAGCGCACAUCUGCGGCGAGGACUGCACGCUGCAGCGCUUCCAGACGGCCGACAACUUUAUCAUAUCCAACGGCUUCAGCGUCGCCUAUUACCCCAAGGGCAUCGACUUUGACCUGGGCCAGUUUGAGGGAACCUUCCACGCGGCGCCGGAGAACAAGGGCUGGAACCUCGAUUUCCGGAUGGGACCGCAACGGCCCGCACUCCACAAGACAGGCCGGAAGAUCUCGUGGGACCUACAAGAAGCGAGUAUCAACGAGGAUGGGAGUGUCAGUCAGGUGUAUGUGUGCAAGAAGGACGACUGGCGGUGGAAGAAUCCGGAUGGCUCGCCGAUGAACAAUCGGGAUAGGAUUAUUGAGCUUGUUUGGUUGCCGGAGAGCGAGCCAUGA
Canariomyces notabilis is the source of this 1659-nucleotide messenger RNA. Its product is annotated as glycosyltransferase family 31 protein. Bases 1 to 1659 code for a protein of 552 amino acids. NCBI's taxonomy places the organism in Eukaryota, Fungi, Ascomycota, Sordariomycetes, Sordariales, Chaetomiaceae. Gene Ontology annotation, molecular function: acetylglucosaminyltransferase activity. The transcript has a single exon. Gene Ontology annotation, cellular component: membrane. The record is from RefSeq and is a predicted model, not a curated record.